This is a messenger RNA of Mytilus californianus (California mussel), 3090 nucleotides long. Its product is annotated as dynein regulatory complex subunit 7-like. The record is from RefSeq and is a predicted model, not a curated record. Gene Ontology annotation, cellular component: motile cilium. The transcript has 19 exons. NCBI's taxonomy places the organism in Eukaryota, Metazoa, Mollusca, Bivalvia, Mytilida, Mytilidae. The coding region runs from base 38 to 2662 and encodes 874 amino acids. Gene Ontology annotation, biological process: flagellated sperm motility.
GUUUAAAUAAGGAGUUGUUCGUCUUAUUUGUAAAAUCAUGGCUUCGGAAGACGAAUUCGCUUUACCGGGUGAAGAUACAAAGACUCCCGAUCCAGAUAAAGAUGAAGAUGAACUGGGCGAAGAAGAUGAAGGCAAAACAGCCGAAGAAUUAACCGAUGAUGCAGAGGCGUUGAAAAAGGAGCUUGACAAAAUAGUGGUGCAUCCUCCAACGAUUCAAGAACUAACAGCCCAGGAAUUUGAUCCAGCAGAAUUCCCUGCUUCCUAUAAAGACAAUUUACCAAAAGAAAACUUGGUGCUACAAUAUGCAGAAAAUUUUAGACUACAAUAUGUACACUUAUAUAGAGACCGGAAACCUCUUCUUCUCAACCCAAUCAAUGAAUGUGGGACAGAGAAAUUUGUAUGUACAACCAUCAGACCAACACAGAUAGAAUUUAAAGAGUUUUAUGGUUGGGAAGGAAGUGCAGAAUUUGUUGCAGAUUAUCUGAAUUUUGAGACAUUAGAGCCUCCUUAUGAACUGCCAAAGAGGUUGAUAUCACCACCGUCCGUUUUGAAACGUCAGAAAGGGAAUUGUUUUGAGUACAGUACAUUGCUGUGUUCCCUGUUAGCUGGAGCUGGUUACGAUUCUUACGUAGUCAGUGGGUAUGCUACACAUGAGACAUGUCUCGCAGAUGAAUCAAGGGAGAUUUGUCCACUGAUGAAGAAGAAAGAAGAGAAAAAGGAAGAGGAGAAGAAAAGAGAAAUAAAAAAAUAUACAGUAAAGCCUCCACGUGAUCUGAGGAGUAAAUUUGAACUGAAGCAGGCUGCCAAAGAAAAAGCUGAAAAAGAAGCUGAGGAAGAAAAAAGGAGGAAGGAGGAAGAAGAUAAAAUAGCUGAGUUAGAGAAGCCACCACCAGACCCAUUGUAUGGUUUAAGGAUUCACUCCUGGGUUCUAGUCUUAUCUGGAAAGAGAGAAGUACCAGAAAGUUUCUUCAUUGAGCCGUUUACAGGACUUUCCCAUCCUGUCAAUAGUCCUAACUACCUUGGUAUAGAAUCCGUCUGGAAUCAUGUCAACUAUUGGGUCAACAUGCAGGAUUGUUCUGAGGGAGUUAAGGGUUUAACCUAUGAUUUGGGAGAUUGCACAAAAUGGGAAUAUAUGUUUCCUUCCAUAGACAAACCAUUAAAGAUUCCAGGAGAAGAUGGCUUUGAAGACUUUGAGGAUGAAGAGUCAGAUGGUGUUGUAGCAGACGAAGACGAGGAUGAAGAGAAUACUGCCAAUAAAUUAGAGCACCUAGAUAUGCCGCCAUCUUGGGUGGAAAUCAUUAAACUAUCUCUAAAAGAUUUCCAAAUGAGAUGUCCACAUGGGAAGAAAGUAAAGCUGUACAAGAGAGCCAAGUUAGAAAAGUUUGCACAUUACCUGAUGAAAGAUGGACUGAUAUCUAAGUUGUCAAUUUAUGAAAACAGAGAGUUGACAGAUUUGGUAACGGUGAAGGAAUAUUUUGCUCACCGUAUUGAUAAACUACUACAGCGAGUCAGUAACCACAGAUCUGGAUGGGUAACAGAGCACUUUGAUCCUGGAAGAUCUCAUUGUCUCAAAGAGCAUCAAUACAAAUCAAGUGCUCCCGGUCCAGAAAAUGAGAGGACUAUGAUAUUUUAUAAUGAAGCCCGAGUUGAUGGUUUAAUCAAGCGUGUAGAAACACCGGCAGAAAUGACAGAGGAAUAUUCUGAUAGGGAUGACUUUUUGUACUAUAAACAUAUUGACUUUGGAAAACGACCAAAAAAGUUUGGCCCUCAAGAUGGUUCAUCUUCAAAAAAUGAAAGACCUAUUGUUAAAAUGGUAAAGAAAUUCCAUCGUAAUGUUUCUAAACCAGCUUGUGACGAUGUUGCAGAAUUAAUUUACCUUGUAUCAGAGGACAAAAUGCAUAUAACCUACCAUACUGAGGACCCUAGAAUAGCUGCUUCAACAAGAGAGUUUGUCAAACCAGCAAACUGGGCAGAGAAAGGGGCUACCUUACAGUUCUCACCUGACAUGCAACAAUCUUUCCAGGUUGAUGCUUCAAGUCGACAAAACAAACAAGUAGAGCUAUAUCAGAUGCUUCUAAAUUUGUUAAAAGCAGAAGAUUUGUGUAGAACCAGAGUUAGAGAUUCGGAAGAUGAGGUAAAAGACAUUCUAAAUGAGAGAACAAAAGAAGAGACAACAUUAGAAUUAGAUAUAUCAGUCUAUGAUACAGAGAGGAAUGAAAAAGCUAAGAAACAUCGUAGAGAGUUGGAAAGGCAACAGCUGGAAGAGAAGAUGAGAAAACAAGACAUGGAAAUAGAUUAUUUAGCCCCAUUUAUUGCCAGAAUCGUUCAAGGCGAUAAAAUUACGAGAGAGGAAGCAUACACAUUGAAGACCGAGGCAUUGAAAGAUCUGAAAGAUAGACUGAUUAACAAAGCUAAUUUGAUUCAAGCUAGAUAUGAAAAGGAAACUCAAAUGUUAACAGAGAAGCAGGCCUGGUACCACCAGAACCAGUUGUCUUGUAAUAAGGAAGAUGAGGAAAAAUACAUGACUUUCUGUCAGGAAACACUCUUCAAAAUACACAUGUUAGAACUCAGAUUAGCAAGACAUAAAGAAACUGCACCACAUAAGUACAUGGCUUUAGACAGGAAGUUAAGAGAUGACCAGAGACUUGCAGAAUAUUUUUAAUUCUUUCAUCUCAUAGUUACAAAGAAAUGAACAACCUAUUAAUCUCAAAUUGUGCCUCGGAAAUUAUGUGACAAUGAGGGGUUUCCGCAAUAUUCGUCAAGUUGUUUUGUAGUUGUAAAAACCUGACGUCAGAAGAUGAUAACUCGAUUAUGUCUUUCUAACAUACCAUUUAUAGUAACUUAAUGAAGAGUGAAGCUAUAUCACAAGCUUAUACAAAGUGCUCAAGUACAAGCAAUUAAUCCAUUGGAUAAAAAACCUGACAAGUUUAUAGCUUAAAGGCUUUCAAUUAUUGGAAUAAAUCUGGUCACAAGCUGAAGCAUACAGAAUAUCUUUAUUGACAAAUUGUUUUGUGUGCUUACGGCUACUCCAUGUCAAUUCUGUGAUAUAUAUAUACAUAUUUAUUUGUAAAUAAACUCAUGUUUUUGUCA